AUGUCAACCAAUGAGCCCAUAGUUGAUAAAUCAGAUAGAAUUGAGCUUGAAAUUUUACAGAAAAUGGAAGUGCUGCCACAUUUAUCCAACACUGGGACAGUAAUUGAGAACCAGUCUAACUUUAUUCUGUCAGCCUCACAGUCACCUACAAAGUUUAAUAUUCCUCUACCUCCUCACAGACACCCACAAAAUACAACAAGGCAUGGAUCACAGAGAGACUCCCCUAGAAAGGGUUUGGGUUCUCGAACUGAUAACUUGAAUUCUCGAACUGAUAACUUGAAUUCAGUGGAUCUAUUCCUGAAUCUCCCUGAUUUAACUCACUCAACAAAACGAACUAGCUCAUCAUUUAAAGCUAACUCCAACGAUGAAGAAGAUGUUGAUUCCCGAUAUAAUGUAAAUUAUGAAGGUCCGAUCACGUUGGAUUACCUACGGUAUCUUUACAAGAAGUUUACUUUUCUUGCGCAGAACAAUAAGGAAUCAAGUGAGGACCAAACUGUUAUCAAUGACACGCCUCCUACAUCUAGUGAGAACGAGGGUACAGUACUACAGCCAAAGCUAGACGAUAAGUUGUCUGAGACGAUGAAUACUUCUUCCCCGUCUGAAAAUGCUAACCACAAUGGCUUGAAUCAAGAUAUGAACUCGGUGGAAAGAAUUGAAUCUACACCAGUGCCUGAGCUAGGAAAGGGUCUUACACAAAGUGUAGAUAUUGGCCAAGAAAAGAAGCCAGUUUCGUACUUGCAAAAGAUUUUGCUUGCUCAGAAGGCCAAGGCUGAGAAAUUGAAGUCUGGCAGAGAUGUGGUCCUGAGUGAUGAAAAGGGGUCGACUGAUGUCAAACAAGAAACUCUUGAACCAGUCUCGAAACUAGGUAAUGAAAUUCCAGCUCGAAAAAAGAGGAAAAUCAUUGGUGUCAAACCUGACUUUACUGUUGACUUAGCGAGACAGGGAGAGAGUUCCUCUGAAUCUCCAGAGAAGAGCAACUUUGUUGAGGAUAGAAGUAGAGAUGCUGAAACCGCUGCUGGCGAUGAUCCCAAUAAUCAUCGGAGUUCCCUUGCUAAUACUAAAGACAUUGAAAUUGAUCAUGAGCGACAAUCAGAUAGUGCUAAAGCUGAAGACACGAAUAGCAAUACUGAUUUGGCUCAAGAUAAUAUUCAACAAAGUAUUGCAACCUCAAAAUCAGGUGACCAAGAAGAGAUUUCACCUGUUUUGAAUGCAGGUGACGCCGCCGUUGAGACUUUUUGUACUGUUGAUAUGGAAGAGCAGCAAGCAGGUGAUUGCAGGAAAGAAGGAAACCCAAUGCUGAACUCCAAGGCUUUGCGUGCAACCGAAGAGAAGGACGAAUCAGCGCCUGAGACAACUGAAAAGGAAGCAUCAAUUUUUGUGCCAGCUAAUGAGGAUGAGUCAGCGCCUGAGAGGGAGCAUAGCAACAAUGCAGUAUCAGAAACUACUGAAAGGAGUGAUCCUCUUGGUUCAGAACAGAUAAUCACAGAAAGUUCUACAUUUGAGACUACGCAAGUUGACAAGCAAUUGUCUCCAAUUGAUGAUAAUCAUUCUGUAGCCAAUCCAAAGCUGACUAAAGAACUUGUUGUGCUUCUGAAUACCGAAAAGAAGCACGCUGAAGGAUCAGAAGAUAUGAAGGUGGAUCAAGUAGCCUAUUCAAACCACGCACAAGUAGCACUGAUUGAAAGAAGUUUGACUGACGUUCAAGUUGAUGUAUCAGAGCUGAUUGAACAACGUCAGGAAGAAGGACUUACUAUUGCUCUACGAGAUUUUAAAAAAGCGGACACGAAUAACGAAGAUAAUGAAGUAGUUCUUGAUAACAGAAUUGAAAAUGAAACUUCAGAACCUGAGGAAGAGGUAAACCCAGUAAAGAAUUUACAGAAUGAGGCAUCGAACCUGUUAGACGGUAAAUCUGACGCAGGAGCUACCCCAACAGAAGGUAUCUCCCAAGCGGAAGGUAUCUUUAGCACGCUUCGCAAUGUGUCUGAUGCAAGAGCAAUAGAAAUUGACACCUUGGGUGAGAUUGAUUUGUCUGAGGAUGAAGAGGAGAAACCAAUUGAAGAGAACUCAGAAAGCAGUUCAAAAAAAAAUGAGCUCAAUAUUGACGAUGUUGACUUUAUCAUCAGAAACCUACUUAGUCGUCAACAGCUUGAGCUGAAUUCACUGGAAGACACACCACAGCAACAUAUAAGCAAUGCACCAAGCAGUAUCUUGCAACAAAUUCAGUCAAGUUCAAAUGAGUAUUUGCAAAAUUUAAUGAAUACUCUAAAAUUAUAUGCAUUCUCAAGGGACUCAAAUAAGGUCGAUAUUACCGAUUUGAUUUUGUAUCUUCGUCAAAUCAAUUUCGGGGGAACUGGUGAAACGAUGGGCGAUAUUGAGCGGAUCUUUGACAUAGCUCAAGAUAACCUUCCUCUAGAGUUGGUUAUCGCGCUUGAGAAUAGUGUUGAACAGGCUCUUUCAGAUCUUGAAGCUGUCGACGAAGGAGUGUUGUUUCUCAAUGAUGAUCAGCAAAGUAAUCAGGAUGUCGUGGGGAAUGGGGAAGAACGCCUGGGUAAGAAUGCAAAUUGUACUAGGUCGGAGAAUAAUGACAACAGUGAAGAAAAUGAGGAAAAGAAAGACGAGAAGAGUCCUUCUAAAGACGAUGAUACGGAUGAUUCGGAUGAUGUUGAUUUUUAA
This is a messenger RNA of Lodderomyces margitis, 2673 nucleotides long. RefSeq lists its product as uncharacterized. Gene Ontology annotation, molecular function: protein heterodimerization activity. The transcript has a single exon. Bases 1 to 2673 code for a protein of 890 amino acids. Lineage: Eukaryota; Fungi; Ascomycota; Pichiomycetes; Serinales; Debaryomycetaceae. The record is from RefSeq and is a predicted model, not a curated record.